AUGGGAGUGCCACCCCCUCCGCCCCCACCUCCAUUGCCAAGCAUGGGAGUGCCACCCCCUCCGCCCCCACCUCCAUUGCCAGGCAUGGGAGUGCCUCCUCCUCCUCCACCUCCUCCACCUUUGCCAGGUAUGGGAGUGCCACCCCCGCCUCCACCCCCCCCUUGGCCAGGUAUGGGGGGACUUCCUCUUCCUCCCCCUCUGCAAGGACCAACAGUGCUGCCUCCUCCACCCCCUUUGCCUGGGGCAGGAGCUCCCGCUUUGCCUGGAAUGGGCACGCCACCACCCCCAGCUCCUAGUCUACCACAAGUGUCUGGGUUUCUUCCUCCUCCUUUGCCAACCGGUUUAUUUGUAAUGGGAAUUAAUCAGGAAAAAAGUAGCAGGAAGCAUGCAAUAGAACCUUCUCGACCCAUGAAGCCUCUUUAUUGGACAAGAAUCCAGCUUCAUAAUAAAAGAGAUUCUAGUGCUUCACUUGUGUGGGAAAAAAUUGAAGAGCCUUCAAUAGAUUAUCAUGAAUUUGAAGAACUGUUUUCUAAAACAGCUGUUAAAGAGAGGAAGAAACCUAUUUCGGAUACCAUCACCAAGACAAAAAAUAAACAAGUGAGUAUUAAAUUAUACUUUUCUUUAGAGGGAAUUAGAAAACUUUGGCUAAGUCUACUGGAAGACAGCAAGCGUGAGUGGGAGAUCU
Molecule: messenger RNA, 685 nt
Organism: Pseudonaja textilis
Lineage: Eukaryota; Metazoa; Chordata; Lepidosauria; Squamata; Elapidae
Source: RefSeq, a predicted model, not a curated record